AGCGCCUGCUCCUUGCGAGCCCGUGGCGGGGCCGCCUCCUCCCCCUCUGAGCUCAGUUCCUGCUGCCCCGCGUCUCUCGGGGCUGUCGAGCUCGCCGCCAGCAUGUCUUCCAACGCCAGCCUGAGCAGCAUGCAGCGGCUGGUGGAGCAGCUCAAGCUGGAGGCGGGGGUGGAGAGGAUCAAGGUCUCUCAGGCAGCUGCAGAACUUCAGCAGUAUUGUAUGCAGAACGCCUGCAAAGAUGCCCUGCUAAUAGGUGUUCCUGCUGGGAGCAAUCCUUUCCGGGAGCCUAGAUCCUGUGCUUUACUCUGAAGUCAGGGAACGUCGGUGGAGAGUUCUCU
This is a messenger RNA of Chelonoidis abingdonii (Abingdon island giant tortoise), 338 nucleotides long. RefSeq names its product G protein subunit gamma 10 (gene GNG10). Gene Ontology annotation, molecular function: G-protein beta-subunit binding. Lineage: Eukaryota; Metazoa; Chordata; Testudines; Testudinidae. Gene Ontology annotation, biological process: G protein-coupled receptor signaling pathway. Gene Ontology annotation, cellular component: heterotrimeric G-protein complex. The record is from RefSeq and is a predicted model, not a curated record.